Pelobates cultripes (western spadefoot toad) is the source of this 1748-nucleotide messenger RNA. The record is from the annotation of a GenBank genome assembly. NCBI's taxonomy places the organism in Eukaryota, Metazoa, Chordata, Amphibia, Anura, Pelobatidae.
AUGAAAUCGUACAUUAGUACAAAACUUCCCCAGUCAGGAUAUGCUAACAGCAAUAUAUACGGAGCCGGACUUUUAUCCACUUCCUCUGAGCUUUGUUAUCGGCUCGGGGCCUGCCAGAUCGUAAUGUGUGGGACAGGAAUGCAAAGGUGAGCCCCAAGUUAAAUCUGUCCUUAAAACCUUAACUGCCUGGUAAAGGCAUGUUUGUCGACAUUGAAAAGUAUUCUUGGAGGGAGGUGGAGUGGGAACAGGGGAAAGGGGGAGGGGGGGGGCGGGUUGUACAGCAAAGUACAAAUCACAGGGGAGAAGUCCAAUACUGGGACUGUGUGCAAGAAAUAGGGGCACAUACUAAACUCUUCGUGUAAAUUCUUACACAGCAAGUUACCCGUUAAACAGAUGAGAUUAUUCACGAAGUGUGAAUUGCCUGGAAGUGUAUUUUGAACUUUCUUUGUUACGCCCUAACACACUGGGGACUUGUUUGAUAUAAAGCGUAAUUCUGGGGCAACGUUCUAAAAAGGGGAAGCAGUUGCCAUGGAAACCAACGGAAUGUGGCUGUUGAUGACUCCACUGUUAGAACGUUCCCCCACAAUUACUUUUACACACGAUUCCCACUAUGAUUCAUGAUAUAGCUGAAAGGCAGAAGAAAGCAUUGCUUGUCCCAAUUUCUACAUUAACAUUUCUCUGCAUUACAUUUAUUGCGCAGGAGUACAUUGAGUGUUUCCCUGGAGCAGGCGGCUAUACUUGCGCGGAGCCAUGGGCUGCUCCCAAAGUGUAUAAUGCAAGCAACAGACAUAAUGAGAAAACAGGUGAGUGUAAAGAUCCUUCAGAUUUAUUUGGACAUUCUGAGCACCAUAACCACUACAGGGCGCUGCCACGAGCCAUUCUUAAAGGGACAUUCCAAGGAGCGUAACUUCUACAGCCACCCACUCCUUUUUUUUUUUUUAAGCCCUGGACCUCACGAGACCCAAAAGCUGUCCCCUCGGCCUUAAAUCCGAUGGUAUCUUUACUUGGACUGUAAUAAUAGGGUGUAAAUCCUGGGGGAAGCUUAUCCCAUUGCCUCCAAGGCUGAUUGGAUUUUAUCAUCUCAGGGGCAGCAGAGGGGGUCGGUCGGGCUUUGGAGGCCAAGGUCUUUCUCAAACUGCUCAAUGGUUUAGGAAAAAAUAGGUAAGCACCACCCAAAAAACUCCUUGCACCAAAACAAUUCCAAUACGCUAUGGUGCUUAUGGGCCAAAGUACAUGAAAACUGGACGAUUGAGGAGUGAAAGUCAAUUGGAGACUCAUGAACCAAAUGUUUAAAUAUUUGUUAAAGUCUGUUUAACAAGCACAGAAAGUUAGCAUUUCUUUUGUGCUUCCAUGUUGCUGUGUUAGUGGCUGUUAAUGAUCUUUACGAAGUCCAUGCCCCAACUAGCAUAUUUAUCGUAGCAUAUUUCUUAGCCCUGCUGUUACAACAGGGUCCGAAAAACUCCCAAUGUUUUCCGAUGGAAAUAACACAAAUAAAGAUUAUACCUUACAAAACAUUACAAUUUCAGCAAUAAACCUACUUUCCAGAAAGUAUUCUCUGCCUUUUGAGUGUUUGAAUUGAUAUUAAAAUGUGCUGUUAUUAUAGAUCACUCAGUAUUAAAAUAUUUUUUGUAUUUUAUUAGAACAUUCGCCCUGAUAUAUUUAUUUCUCUCUCCUUCUUAGGGUCCCCGCGUGGAAAUAUCUGCAAAAAACUUAAAAGUAAUGGAUCAAAUGCCACAGACGGCACCACG